GAUGAUUUAUCAGACUUGCGUUGCUGUUAAUUUCUGCCACGACCAUAAUUGCAUACAUCGUGACGUAAAACCGGAAAAUAUUCUCGUCUCCUCAAAGGGAAUCGUUAAAUUAUGCGAUUUUGGUUUCGCUCGUUUAUUAACUGGUCCUGGUGGUGAAUAUACCGAUUACGUUGCGACGAGAUGGUACAGGGCACCAGAAUUACUUGUCGGUGAUACCCAAUACGGUCCUCCAGUCGAUAUAUGGGCGAUUGGUUGCGUGUUUGCUGAAUUAAUAACUGGUCAAGCUCUGUGGCCAGGUCGAUCUGAUGUAGAUCAAUUAUACCUAAUCAAGAGAACCUUAGGCGACCUCAUUCCUAGACACGUUGAAGCUUUCAGCAAGAAUCCUUACUUCAAGGCCAUGACUAUACCUAAUCCUCCGGACCGAGAUCCAUUAGAAGCGAAAUUCUCAGGAGUCACAGCGAAUACUUUAAAUUUUAUGAAAAUAUGCUUUGCUAUGGAUCCGGAGCAGAGAGCCAGAUGUACAGAUCUCCUGAACCAUCCAUAUUUCUCAAGGCCUUUCAUACGCGAUAUGGAACAAUUAUUGGAAAGUACUGGACGUGACCACGCUCCCUAUAGGCCACCUAGGAGGCAUGGCCAACACGGUGUAGAGAAAGGUCAACAGAGAGGUCCCAAAGCAACGCCAUUUGAAAAGGGACUACCUUCCUUAUCUGUCGGAAUUUCACUAAAAGACAAUUCACCAAUUCCGGGCAUGUCGAAAAAUAAGAAAGAUAAGGACAGGGAUCAUCUUCCUCACAUUUGA
Messenger RNA from Dimorphilus gyrociliatus, 799 nucleotides. Lineage: Eukaryota; Metazoa; Annelida; Polychaeta; Dinophilidae. The record is from the annotation of a GenBank genome assembly.